GUGCUCGAUAGCGUCGUGUGCCGUCUUCGCUGUUGCGGUCUCGGUGCAUCACGGGACGUAACGGCCACCUCUUCAAAGCGCAUUCGAAAACAUUCAUAAAUUGCGAGGUCGGCGGCGGCACCAGCAGCUAGGGUGGAAAACCGAGGGAACGUACGCCGGCACGGAGCGGAGGGAGCCACGGUAGUUUUGGCUGGAGGGGGACUCUAGCAAACCUACUGACACCGCACGCAGAAAUGGCGGAGCACCACGCAGUCAGCGACGGCAAGCACAAAGCGUCCGCUCAUACCGGCGCCGCGGGUGCAGCGGGCAGCAAGGGAGGCCUGUCGGGUGGACUGACACAGCCGGCGGGCUGGCAGUCGUUACUCUCGUUUAGCAUUCUCUUUCUGGCCUGCCUGGCCGGAUUCAGCUCCAGACUUUUCGCCGUCAUUCGGUUCGAGAGCAUUAUCCACGAGUUCGACCCGUGGUUCAACUACAGAUCAACACAUCAUCUCACAACCAAUGGUUUCUAUGAGUUUCUUAACUGGUUUGAUGAAAGAGCAUGGUACCCCUUGGGAAGGAUUGUUGGUGGCACAGUAUAUCCAGGAUUAAUGGUGACUGCAGGACUCAUCCACUAUGUGCUCAACUUGCUUCACAUCACUGUCCACAUUCGAGAUGUGUGCGUAUUUCUGGCGCCGGUAUUCAGCGGUCUCACGGCCAUCUCCACGUUCUUGCUGACGCGGGAGCUGUGGAACCAGGGUGCAGGGCUGCUGGCAGCCUGCUUCAUUGCCAUCGUCCCUGGCUACAUCUCCCGCUCCGUCGCUGGCUCAUUUGACAAUGAGGGCAUUGCCAUCUUUGCCCUGCAGUUCACCUACUAUCUCUGGGUGAAAUCUGUGAAGACAGGCUCUGUGUUUUGGACUAUAGGCUGUUGUCUCUGUUAUUUUUAUAUGGUAUCAGCAUGGGGAGGCUAUGUGUUUAUAAUCAACCUGAUUCCCCUUCAUGUGUUCGUGCUGCUGCUGAUGCAACGUUACAGCCGAAGAGUCUACAUUGCUUACAGCACGUUCUACAUUGUUGGUCUUGUACUAUCAAUGCAGAUCCCUUUUGUCGGCUUCCAGCCAAUCAGGACCAGUGAGCAUAUGGCUGCUGCUGGUGUCUUUGCGCUACUACAAGCAUACGCCUUCCUGCAGUACUUGAGAGACAGAUUGACCAGACAAGAAUUCCAGACACUCUUCUUUCUCGGUGUUUCUCUCGCUGCUGGCAUGGUCUUCCUCACCGUGAUCUAUCUCACAUACACGGGAUACAUUGCUCCAUGGAGCGGGCGUUUCUACUCUCUCUGGGACACUGGCUAUGCCAAGAUCCACAUCCCCAUCAUAGCAUCUGUGUCAGAACACCAACCGACAACGUGGGUCUCCUUCUUCUUCGACCUUCACAUCCUAGUGUGCACAUUCCCGGCAGGCCUGUGGUUCUGCAUCAAGAACAUAAAUGACGAACGAGUGUUUGUGGCCCUGUAUGCCAUCAGUGCAGUGUACUUUGCUGGCGUGAUGGUGCGUCUCAUGCUGACACUUACGCCGGUGGUGUGCAUGCUGUCAGCCGUGGCCUUCUCCAGUGUCUUUGAACACUACAUGGGUGAUGACACCAAGCGGGAGAAACCCCCCGCUGAAGACAGCAGUGACGAGGACGACAAAAGGAAUUCUGGGAAUCUCUAUGAUAAGGCUGGCAAGGUGCGCAAACAUGUGUCUGAGCAGGAGAAAGCAGAAGAAGGAUUGGGUCCAAACAUCAAGUCCAUAGUCACCAUGCUCAUGUUAAUGCUCCUGAUGAUGUUUGCCGUCCACUGCACCUGGGUCACCAGCAAUGCCUACUCCAGCCCCAGUGUGGUGCUUGCCUCCUACAACCACGACGGGUCACGUAACAUCCUGGAUGACUUCAGGGAGGCUUAUUACUGGCUGAGGCAGAAUACAGAUGAGCAUGCACGUGUCAUGUCAUGGUGGGACUACGGUUAUCAAAUUGCGGGGAUGGCCAACAGGACGACACUCGUUGAUAAUAAUACAUGGAACAACAGUCAUAUAGCGUUGGUGGGGAAAGCCAUGUCUUCCAAUGAAAGUGCAGCCUACAAAAUCAUGAGGUCCCUGGAUGUGGACUAUGUGCUGAUUAUUUUCGGUGGAGUCAUAGGCUACUCGGGCGACGACAUCAACAAGUUUCUGUGGAUGGUGAGGAUCGCUGAGGGGGAGCACCCAAAAGACAUCAGGGAGAGUGACUACUUCACCCCUCAGGGAGAGUUCAGAGUGGACAAGGCCGGUUCACCCACUCUGCUCAACUGCCUCAUGUACAAGAUGUCCUACUACCGAUUUGGUGAAAUGCAGUUGGACUUUCGAACGCCGCCGGGCUUCGACCGGACGCGCAAUGCCGAGAUUGGGAACAAGGAUAUCAAAUUCAAACACCUGGAGGAGGCCUUCACCUCAGAGCACUGGCUGGUCAGGAUCUACAAGGUCAAGAACCUCGGCAACAGGGAGCCGCUCGACCGCAAGCUUCGCAGCAUCGUGCCCAAACAGAAGUACACCUCCAAAAAGACAGCCAAGAGGAAGCGGGGCUACGUCAAGAACAAGCUGCUCCUGAAAAAAGGCAAGAAAGUACAAAAAAAGUAACCCCGACGAACUCUCCUAGGAAAACAAAUGCAAUGCGAAGAAACCUCUGACAAACAAUGAAGAAGAGCACCAGGGUGUGGAUGUCUGUGGCACUUGGGCUCAAGCGUUUUGUUCGUUUUAAGAGCACCCCCGUGUGGCGAGGAAGGUGAAGUCUCAAAUUCUGGCUCGCUCCAGAAAACCGUUGUCCAUUUUAUCUUGGGGGAAAUUUUGUCUUGCUUCUUUUCUCCACUUUUUUGAUUUUGCUAUUGAUUUUGUUUGUUUUUUAAUUUUUUUUUUUUUAACUUUGUAUUUGAAUGUGUGGCAAGGCAUCGGGCUGCUCUGUUGGUUUGUGUCGAUUAAAACUGUUGUGGUACACAAACGAUGGUGAUUAUCAGUGCGCGGGGGUGGGGCGGGGACGAGGGUUUAGAAAGGGGGCCGGGGGGUGUAGCAACAUUUUGCACCAAAGAGCCAUUGACGUGACCUUGCUCCAUGGCACGUGAACUCCUGGGGGGAAAAAAAGUGAGGAAGCGCCCAGGCCUCGUUCCUGACACGUGUACACGCCAACGUAUGCGGUAUGGAGGGACGUCACCCACCUAUUUGAAUUCACCUUCACAAUCCUUUCCCCCCCCCCCCCCCCCCCUCCUUUUUGUCUGCUUGGCCCCCCACUCACGCCUCCCUUUCUAAUCAUUUACAAACCAAUUGGCCUAACAUGUAACUGUUAUGUAAAGAUAAAUGUCAAAAAAGUAUAAUAUAUUGCAUUCUUGUGAUUUUGUUUUUUUAAAUAUGCAGUUUUUUCUUGAAAUUGAUUGUUUUGUUGUGGAUGUUUUUUUUUUUUUUUUUUGUACGACAGCAAAUAGAUCAGUGAAUGCAAUAAUUCUUGUACAGAGGGCCUUGAGAUUUUGUUAAUGGAUGAAAUGAAUGUGAAUUUUUACUAAGCCGCCCAUCCCCCCACUCAUAAGUAGCCUAGAUUGUACAUUUUUGCUCCAAAGAGGCAAGCAACAAUAUGUAAAAAGUAGUGAUGUUAUUAAAUAAGGCCUCCCGGUUCUGCAGAGGGAGCGCUCGAGUUGAGCGAGCAAGCCAUAGUGCCUCUCGUCUCACAUUUGCCGUCUCCCGUCAUUAAGCUACGGGUGCGGAGGCCUCGCAAACUGGAAAUGUUCCAACGGGUGCACGGCAGGGGGUUACCUAGAAUGAUAGUGAUAACGGGGAAUACUUUAGAAGAGUUUAUCUAAUCUUUCAGUCUUUGCCUUGCUCUCCCCCCUUUUGUAGGGAAACGCACUUAAUCACCUUUGUCUUCCACUCCAGACCUUUGUCCUAUUUCGUAUCACUCGUCCGCUCAUCGGUGUUCAAAUGUUGCUGUUUUGGGCCACGCUAGGAGUAAAGUUGCAAAGAAUACGAGGGGGGGGGGGGAAUAUUACAAGAAAUAAGUUGCAAUUUAGAACACAAAGUAGUCAUCGUUUCAGUAGUAGACAUUUCAUGAGGGGGGGAAAAAAAAAAUCUAAAUACAGUGAACCCAUUCGGCAUUUGCAAGUUCGCCUAUUCAGACUGUAUUUUGGGGACCCUAUUCUGUUAUUUGCUGAUAAAGUCCCCUAUUCACUGAUCUUGUGCUCAUUCCAAAGCAAUAACAGUAUUGUUUUGACGACAUCUGUUGGCAUUUGGGUGCCAGGGAACCGUUGCAGUACGUUGUGGGGGUUCUUUUUGACAAAAGUAGUCUUUUGCUGCCAUCUUGUGGUAUCUACAGGCAAAUACAGUACCUUAUAAAGCUUUUUGAGCGGUCAAUUUCAAGUUUUCGUUAUUAAUGGGUUCACUGUGUAGGAGAAUUAAGUUGUAAUUUUGCAAUUAAAACAAAUUGUCAUUGCAAUGAAAGUAAUCCUUUUACGCCAAUAAAGUUGUAGUAUUACCAGGCAGAAGAAAAUUAUUGGAAUUAAGUCAAACAAGACAAGUCUGUUUUACAAGAAAAAAAGUUAGCAUAUUUAGAAUAAAGUUGAAUGUUACAAGAAAAAAAAUAUAUAUAUAUAUAUAAAAUAUUAAACAGAAUAUUCAUUAUAAUACCAGGAAGAAAUGGAAAUAUUUUGAGAAUAAAGUCAAAAUAUUACAUGAAUAAAGUUGGUUAAAAAAAAAAAAGUUAGGACUUUAUUCUUGCAACAUUUUAGUCAACUCAGUUUUAUAAGAUUACUAUUUCGUUGUUUUUUUUUGGUGUUCCCACCCCCCAGUCCCUAGGAGUGUGGCCCUUUCAUAGUCUUAUUUCUUGCUAGUUAACAUGAACUAGUCUGAAAUACCUUAGUUGGUAAUGACACUCACCCAAGUAUCACAUCGAUGUCUUAAAUCUCAUUUGGAUUUUUACGUUUACUAUGAUGGAAACUACAUAAAGCAAAACAAACAAACAAAAAAAGUUUGGGUUGAAAGGGUUUUUUUUUUUUAAGCCGACGACAGUGGUCAAAAUCGAAAUGGUUAAGGCCAAUCUUAGAUUGUCUAUCGCAAGCCAUCUGUUUCGCUUGGCUCACAUUUGAAUGGUUCAGUAGUAUAUAACUCGGACGGACGCAGCUGGAACCAGCAGCUUUUUUGUAUUUUUUUUUUUGGUGUGUGGUUUUUUGUUUUUAAAUCUCGUUUUCAAAAAGACACCAAACUGUUUUUUUUUUUUUUUUGUGCGUUGGCAUGUCAAAGAGAGAUUCUCGAAGCGCACGCCUUCCCUCGCAUCCGAAAUGCGUCAGACUGACGUGAUCAUUUUGUCACAUCUGUACGGCUGUUGUAUUUCUGUAUUUCUUUCUUUCCUCACCAGGGUUCCUUAGUGCUCUUCCCAUGUUUUUUAGGCUUUCACACGAUCACCACACUUCCUCUUAAACAGUUUACUUUCCAGAGGAGAGUUCAGAUAAAGCCUUAAUGUGAUGUGACGUUUCUAACCCUCCUGUAUUUUUUUUUAAGGAUAGUAACAAAACUUCCCUCACUGCUGCUUUUUUUUUUUAUUAUUUUGUACUUUUUUCCGUUUGUCUCAGUGCCGUUUGUUCCUGACCCAUUUCGAUUUUCUUUUGGGUUGUUUUGUUUCUUUGACUCAAUCCCCCUUGGCUCUUCUUCUCAUGUUCAGCAUUUACACUGUUGCUCUGUUUGUUCAGUCAUCUUUAAAUGUACACUUAAAUUAAACCAUCUGUGUUGUCA
Phycodurus eques (leafy seadragon) is the source of this 5747-nucleotide messenger RNA. It is a transcript of the gene stt3b, whose product is annotated as STT3 oligosaccharyltransferase complex catalytic subunit B. The record is from RefSeq and is a predicted model, not a curated record. Gene Ontology annotation, molecular function: dolichyl-diphosphooligosaccharide-protein glycotransferase activity. Gene Ontology annotation, cellular component: membrane. The coding region runs from base 234 to 2618 and encodes 794 amino acids. The transcript has 16 exons. Lineage: Eukaryota; Metazoa; Chordata; Actinopteri; Syngnathiformes; Syngnathidae. Gene Ontology annotation, biological process: post-translational protein modification.